UCUUUCAAAAUAUGUUAUUAAAUUAGGAGAUUGGAAUUUUAGCCGUGUUAUUUUCUCACCAAUAGAAGGAAAAUAAUGGGCAAGCAAGCAUUAUUGAAGAAAAUAAUUGUACAACUAAUCAAAGACUUUGAUCUGUCAUACCAAGUUACGUCACCGGGCAAGGAAUCUAACUUCUCUAAGCACAAACAAGAUCGACGAUUCUAGCCACUCAUCUAAGCUAUCUCCAAAGAACAGAUACCCCACAGAUUCUCAGCUUCAAACUCAUUCGAAUCUGUUUUGAGGUUUGGAGUCAUGGUUUCCAAAUGCAUCAGCAUCCAUCUCCACCCCCACCUUUCUCUGUACUCUGCAAUAUCCCAAAAUCCAAAAUUCUCACGUCUUGUCCACACUGCUUUAUUCUCAAAAGAGACAACUACCAGAAUAAGGACCACCCACAAUCAAAUUUAUCAUUCAUUUCCCAAAAGAUGCGCCAUUUUAACUCCCAUGGCAUCAUCAGGUAAACUCAGUGUUGGAUUUGAUGAAUUUGAACCUGAUCCGACCCUAACCAAUGAUGAUCUCAAGCCAACAACCCCUAGUCAAAGGAACUUACACUGGUUGGAAAUGGCCAGUCUUUGGAUUGGUCUUGUUGUUGGUGUUCCAUCAUAUUACCUGGCAGGUAGUCUUGCUGAUCUUGGGAUGGCUUGGUGGCAGGGAAUUGCCACUGUUGUUGCAGCCAACAUAAUCCUCUUAGUGCCGUUAGUCCUCACAGGACACCCUGGCACCAAAUAUGGAAUCUCUUUCCCUGUCUUGGCAAGAUCCUCUUUUGGUAUUCGUGGUGCUCAUGUUCCUACUUUGCUUAGAGCUUUGGUUGGUUGUGGCUGGUAUGGGAUAGAGAGUUGGAUUGGAGGGGAGGCAAUUUUCCUUCUUCUGCCAAAAUCCAUUAAGGAAUCUUCCUUUUCUCAACUCUUACCUUGGCUUGGCACUUCUCCUCUUGAAUUUGCUUGUUUUAUUGCCUUUUGGGUGGCCCAGUUGGUCAUAGUUUGGAAAGGAAUGAAAGGAAUUAGGGAUCUUGAAAAGUAUUCAGCACCAAUUCUGAUCAUACUCACCUCUAUGCUUCUCAUUUGGGCUUAUGUCAAGGCUGGUGGUUUAGGUCACAUGCUAUCCUUAUCCUCUAGGCUAUCUUCCUCAGAGUUUUGGUCUCUUUUUUUCCCUUCACUCACGGCGAAUAUAAGCUUCUGGGCUACCCUUGCACUUAACAUUCCUGAUUUUACUCGAUAUGCCAAGAGCCAGACAGAUCAAAUUAUUGGUCAGGCUGGCCUUCCAAUCUUCAUGGGGGCAUUUACAUUUGUUGGCCUAGCUGUAACAUCUUCUACCAAAGUAAUUUUUGGCGAUGUGAUCUCUAACCCAAUUCAGCUUCUUGGCCAAAUUGGAGGAUUCACAACAAUGAUGCUAGCCAUUCUUGGAAUUAGCCUAGCCACCAUCACAACCAACAUUGCAGCCAAUGUUGUUGCCCCAGCAAAUGCUCUGGUCAAUCUCAGCCCUUCCAAGUUCACAUUCAGAAGAGGAGCUUUGCUGACUGCAUUGCUUGGCAUUGCUUUUCAGCCUUGGAGACUACUAAAAUCCAGUGAGAGCUUUGUAUAUACAUGGCUGGUCGGCUACUCUGCAUUGUUGGGUCCAAUUGGUGGGAUAGUUUUAGCAGAUUAUUAUCUCAUUCGCCAAAUGAAUUUAAGCAUCAAGGACUUGUAUUCUGUAAGUCCUUAUGGGGCCUAUUACUAUUCUGGAGGCUUCAAUUUGGCAGCAUUGGCAGCUCUGAUAAUUGGGAUACUGCCAGUGAUCCCAGGUUUCUUGCAAAAGGUGGGGAUUCUACCUUCUGUUUCAGAUGCUUUUGUUGUCAUUUACAACAAUGCUUGGUUUUUCAGUUUCUUCUCUGCAGGUCUACUAUAUUGGAUUUUGUCAUGUUUGAGUGGGAAACAGAACAAACCUUUAUCCUUUGAUCCCCUUUUGCCACCUGCAACCUAACCCUCUUUAUUCCUUUGUAUAUUUUCACUUUGCAUACUGUGUGAAAUCUGCACAUCUUUUUUUAACAUGCCCCACAAUACCAAGCUGUCAUUAAUGUAGCUAUUUCGUUUCAUUGAAUAAAAUUUGCAGUAUUUUCAUUUCUAAGUUAAUAUACAUCUGUUUUUUGGGGAUUUGGGACACGGAACAAGUACUGAAAACCCAACAACAAUAUUGGAUUGGCUUAGAGUUUGAUAAGCUAAAAUGAAUAGAGACAAAACAAAGGAAAACAGCACUAUUGGAUUGGGUUGGGCUUAUCUUCUGGUUAGUAAGUGGAUCCAACUUGAUUUUGGAUUUAUUAUCAGCUAAAGUUUGGAACAAUUUUUUCAUCCCAAAUCCAAUAAAACUGGACCCAGAAUGAAAUAUUCUUUGUGCAAAUAACAACAAAUAUCCUUCCCUUCCCCAGUUUGUUUUAUUGUCAAUUAAUCAAUGACCAUGUGGCACUAACAAAAUUAGUGCUUGGGAAAUGUUCAUAAAAUAAUAGUUCUAUUUU
Durio zibethinus is the source of this 2524-nucleotide messenger RNA. The record is from RefSeq and is a predicted model, not a curated record. Lineage: Eukaryota; Viridiplantae; Streptophyta; Magnoliopsida; Malvales; Malvaceae.